UGGUCAGAGCGUAAAUCCUGUGACAUCAUCAGAAGACGCCUGAAAGCGAAAUAGUGGUAUUAAGAAGGUACCCUGGUUCUGCAAACAUCUUGCUUUUUGAAAGAGAUAGUCGUACUUUGAGCUACUGUGAAGCGGGUUAGCAGUGGAAUGGCUAUGCAGUCACUUCCUCACAGCGAGCGACUCCUGGAGCAGUUGAGGAAGCAGCUGGAGGCCGGCUGCUUCUGUGACUGUACUGUCGCAAUAGGCCCUUCCCGGUUCCGAGCCCACCGAAACGUUUUGGCGGCGUUCAGUGAAUAUUUUAGCUCCCAGUGGCAGAGCUCAGCGGAAAAUUGCGUCACCACCUCACUGGAUCCUGAAUGUGUCAACGAGCAAGUGUUCCAGAAGUUGCUGGACUACGUAUACACCGGGUACCUGAAUGUUGACAGCGACAACGUAGAAGAUAUCUGCAAGGCUGCCAGUUUUCUUCAGAUGGAAGACGUCAUUACACUCUGCAUCCUGGUCCAGGAAGACAUCAAGCCCGUCUUUGUCGGGACAGGGGAGACGAGUGACACCCACGAUCAAGAACCUGCCCCACCCAGCUCGGACGCCUACGACUCUUUUGAACCUGAAGAGGAGGAGGAGGUGGGGGCUCCCGAGGACGUGAACCACGGGCAGGGGGAUCAGCAGCCCACAGCGCAGGAGGAAGAGGAGGCGCAGGAGCAUGGUGAGGUGGUGGAAGUGAUGGAGGCAGAAGUAUCGAGAACCAGGGUGUCGCAGAGGGCCAGGAAGCCUAAGGUCAUGCCGGAUGGCAGCAUCCUAAAGAACUGCACCGUUGUCCUCCAGCGAGAAACCAGGCAUCUCAUUGGGCAGCCCGACCUGGUGGGGCAGUCCAAACCUCCCGGCAGGUCCCCGGGCAGGCCCCCAGGGGCACGGGCCAGCAAGGCGCUUCGCGCUGACGCGGAAGAUCGCGAUUGGCAGGCGCCGUGGGCGGUGGGCGGCGAGGACGGCCCGGAAGAGGAGCAGCGCCCCCCCAAGAGGAAGAGGGGCCGGCCGAGGAAGGGCAGGCUCAAGGAGAACCGCUCGCACGCCCCGUCCUCCGACCCGGACGAGGACGACGAGCAGCUGGUGUUCGUGGAGGGCAAGCCCGUGUGCCGCGUCUGCGGGCGGGUGUUCUCCGAGUCGAGCAGCGUGCGGCGCCACAUGCGCAUUCACCGCGGUGUCAAGCCGUACCAGUGCCAGCUCUGCAACAAAGCCUUCCGCCAGGGGAACCAGCUGAAGACGCACAUGCGAACACACACAGGGGAGAAGCCCUUCCAGUGUGACAUAUGCGAUAAGAGUUUUGCCCAGAAGUGCCAGGUGGUCUUCCACCGCCGCAUGCACCACGGAGAGGAGAAGCCCUACAAGUGUGGUUCUUGCGGGCUGCAGUUCGCCACCUCCAGUAAUUUCAAAAUACAUGUCAGGAAACACAGUGGAGAAAAGCCAUACGGGUGUGACCGCUGUGGGAAGCACUUCGCCCAGGCCAGCACGCUGACCUACCACAUGCGCAGGCACACGGGUGAGAAGCCCUACGUCUGCGACACCUGCGGCAAGGCCUUCGCCGUCUCCAGCUCCCUGCUCGCCCACUCCAGGAAGCACACAGGAGAUACUUCCUGCUUCUGUAUAGUGUGCAACAAAACGUUCACGAACGCGGAAGAACUCGAAAAGCACUUCCCGUGUUCAAAAGGUAUGAAGAAAAUUGAGUGUGACCUCUGUGAAAAGUCCUACACGGGCGCAAAGUAUCUGAAGAAGCACAAAUUGAAAGUACACAACAUUCCCGAGCAAGACCAGGCGGCGCUCCCGUUCCCACUUAACAUCCCUAUCGACCACCAGUCCCUGCUGUCCCGCGUCCCCCCAGGACCCAGCACAGCGGAGCUGAUGACCAGAGCCAAAGCCGCCGCCGAUGCCGAAGCCGCCACUGCGGCUGCUGCCGCCACCGAAGCAGCCACCGCUGCUGCCGCCAUCAACCAAACGGUGACCGAGUUCAUCCUCUUCCAGACUCUCGACUGUUGGCUGAAAGUUAUGGGAAGCAUUAAAGAGCGAUACUCCGUCAUCUGCUCAGAGCUGCAGUUGCGCCCGAAUCCGUACAUUUUACAGGUCCUGGAGGAUACGGAGGGACAGACCGAAGAGAUUCUGAUAAAAGUGACGGGGAACAACCGGUUGCUGCCAGUGCAAAAGCUGACAGAUGAAGAUGCUCUAGCGUUGUCCAAAACCCUAUGCAACAACGUUUCAAUUAAAGCUCUCGAUUUACGGUACAACGAAAUCACCGACGAAGGCGCCAAGCACCUCGCAGACCUUCUCCAGGAGAAUGUAUCUCUUUUGUCUCUCAAUCUCAUGGGCAACAACAUAAAGGCCAGCGGUGCAAAGUUCCUUGGAAAAUGUUUACAAGUGAAUAAAACACUGAAGACCUUACGGAUAACGGGCAACAAGAUUGGGAAUGGAGGUGCCAUGCACCUGGCCUCUAUGCUGCAGACAAAUUCUUCUUUAGAGGAGCUGGAUAUCUCAGACUGUGAUCUGGAUACACAGAGCUUAAUCGCCUUCGCCAUCGUCCUGAGCAGCAACAGGAGCAUCCGCACCAUUCAUCUCAGCCGCCCCCUGCUCUUCAGUCAUCAGGAGGAGACAACGGGGCAUUUGGCUCGAAUGCUGAAGGUGAACCAGCACCUGCGGGAACUGCAGGUGGGAAAGCACAGCAUGACGGACUGGGGUGUGGAGAGACUGUGCCAGGCGCUGAGGGAAAAUGCCACCCUUCGAUAUCUGGACCUCCGCUGCAACAGCAUUGCGCGUGAUGGGGCCAGGCAUCUAGCAGAGCUUCUGAAGCUGAACACAACUCUGGAGAUCCUGGACCUGUCCUCAAACAGGAUAGAAGAUGAGGGGGCGGCCCACCUCAGCCAGGCCAUCGCUCUGCACAACAGCAGCCUGAGAGCGCUGUCUAUCCCGAGCAACAGCAUUGGAUCAGCGGGCCUGGUUUUGCUCGCUAAAGCCAUGGGCGUCAACUCCUCCCUGUCUCACAUUUACAUCUGGGGCAAUAAGCUGGAGGAGCCAGCCUGUGUGGCGUUCGCUGACCUCAUUAAAAGCGGGCGACUGCGCAAGGAGGACACAGACGUUUCUCCGUAUGAGGUCGACGGCCACGUGUUUCUGGCGGAGGUUUUUCACGGGUUGAGGAGGCACUACUACUGGACACCUAGCUUCGGGCGGGACGGUGACCCAGCCAGCAACUCAGCACUUGCCUUGGUUGUCUCUUAAAACAACCAAGUAUCGUACUUGUAAUUCACCUUUUUUGUAUGAUAAGCACUUUGGAGAAUUGCCCUAUAGGAAACUUUGAAUCUUACCUGUAUCAUUACCUGUAUUUGUUGUCAAUAAAAAAAAUAAUUGUUGUU
Molecule: messenger RNA, 3392 nt
Organism: Anguilla anguilla (European eel)
Lineage: Eukaryota; Metazoa; Chordata; Actinopteri; Anguilliformes; Anguillidae
Gene: lrrc34
Product: leucine rich repeat containing 34
Exons: 18
Coding region: 148-3258 (1036 amino acids)
Biological process (GO): central nervous system development; regulation of transcription by RNA polymerase II
Cellular component (GO): nucleus
Molecular function (GO): DNA-binding transcription factor activity, RNA polymerase II-specific; protein binding; RNA polymerase II cis-regulatory region sequence-specific DNA binding
Source: RefSeq, a predicted model, not a curated record